AUGGCCAAGAAGCACCGCCAGCAACCACAGUCGGCUUUUUCUACUGCAAACUCGGCUGCCUCAUCCUCCCUCGCUGCAUCUACCGUCGCAACCACCGCAUAUCCUAUAUCGGCUUUUGGAUCCACCAAUGCCCAAUUCGCAGCCAUUUCCACCGCCGUCGAUGCUCAAAGACUCAAAAUUUGGGAUACAUGGACAUCCACUUUGCUCAUCGACUGGCUCAUUCCAACUACUGAUAAUACUACCAGCACAAAAUGCACUUGUCUAGCUUGGGGUGCUUUGAUGUUGGACACUAUCUCAUCUUCUUCCUCUGCUGAGGACGGUAAACGUAGAAAGAAGAGGAAACAUCAUGCAAUGACCAAUGGUAUGGCCACUGAAUCGCCUGCCAUAGCCCUCGGAAUGGACUCUGGAGAUAUCAAUCUGUUCCUAGUAGCUCAAUCCCAAGUCUCGAAAACCUUGUCUGGCGUACAUACUACUCCAGUAACUGAUGUAUGCUUUGCCCAUACAUCUCAACGACUGUAUUCUGGUUCUAGAGAUGGUAUCAUUGUAGAAUGGGAUUUGUCAAAGGGAUCGUCAUUAAGAUCCUUCGCGUCAGAUAUGCCAUCUAUACAGAGACUCGUAUUAAGCCACGACGACAAGAAAUUGUUGGCUGCCUCAUAUACUAUACAAUUGUAUGAUUUAGAAACGUCUGCAAUCUCAAAGACAUUCACAGGUCAUGCUGCUCCAAUAACGCAGUUGUCAUUCAAUGCUGAUAGCACAAAGGCCAUCUCUGCUGCUGAUGGUGAUAACUUUAUAUGUUUAUGGGAUUGUACUGAAAAUGGAAUCACGGGAAACGCUGCUGCAUUAACUAUGGACGUGCCACCUGUACAUGUAAAUCUAUCUGAAACUAUGCACGUUCUAGCCAUCACUGGUGCUGGCCAAGUAGACAUAUGGGAUUCAUUACUGGCUGCACCACCAUCAGCAUCAACAGUGUCAGAAGCCGCCCCUAAAAAGAAAAAGAAGAAAAAUUUGGUUGAUACUAGACGUCCUGAUGGUCAUAUUGUCGUGGGCUGUAUAGAUCAACCUGAAUCGAUGGUACCUAUACUAGCAGCUCAAUUUGCGGAUGGCCAGAUCGUUUGUGCUCGUGGUAGUCCUUUGAAACCUGCUUUUGAACGUUUGGCCUAUCUGGAUGAGUCAGGACAAGUAAUAUCAAAUAUGCAUUUAUUAAGACCUUCUGCAUCAUCCUUGCUAGUCGACGAAUCAACUCUGACAGAACAACGCCUAAAAGCAUCACACAAACCCCAUAAUGAUUCAGAUAUGCAAGUGAUUCAACCCGAAUCUCUUGUCAUGCCUGAAGUCCGUGAUGUUGACAUGUCAGAUUCAGAUACACCACUCAUCGCAAACGAACCUUCACUAGCGGAUCGAGUAGCUGGCCUGAUAAUUACACCACCUAUUACACCCUUACGUGAUGGUCUGUCAAAUAAUAAUGGCGAUGAUCAACAGCAGCAGCAGACGAGACUACCCUUUAAACCAUCAGCAGCAUCACUAUACGGUCUCUUAUCACAGGCCAUACAAUCAGGAGAUCGACACUUGAUGGAGCAGGUACUAUCAUUACGAGAUCCUAAAAUGGUUGCUACCACUGUAUACCGUUUAUCAGGAGCACAAGUGCUGCCCUUCCUAGACGCCAUGCUGGAACGUCUCCAAAAGAAACCACUACGAGCUAGUGCGCUAGUGGAAUGGAUACGAGCAGUGCUAGUCACUCAUGCACCAUACUUGACCACGGUACCUAAUCUAAGUACCCGUCUAAGCACACUAUAUUCCACACUAGAAACACGGACGGGAGUGUUUAGUAAAUUGGUUUUGCUGCAAGGGAGAUUGGAUUUCGUCAUGACGCAAAUUGAAACUAGGAAGAAAUUCGCUGGAGGUGACAUUCAAUUUAAUGCUGAUGAGGAGGCUGAGGUUGUGUAUAAUGAGGAGGAUGAUAUUGAGAGUGAAGAUGGUAUGGAUUAUCGUAGUCGUGGAGGAGAUGACGAGGAAGACGAUGAGAAUCAAUGGGAGGAUGAAGUGUCGUCCAAUAUAAUACCUCGUGUUGACGAUGAUGAGGAGGAAGAAGACGAAGAUCAAGAUGACGAUGACGAGGACGAUGUUGAAUCAGCCAUGUCUGAAGACGCCGAUGACAUAGUCGUCGAUCAAGAGAGUGACGACGAAGAAGAUGGUUCUAAAAAGAGAACGGGAUGGAUUGAAGACGACGAGUAG
Messenger RNA from Synchytrium microbalum, 2232 nucleotides. RefSeq lists its product as uncharacterized. Bases 1 to 2232 code for a protein of 743 amino acids. The record is from RefSeq and is a predicted model, not a curated record. Gene Ontology annotation, cellular component: nucleolus. Gene Ontology annotation, molecular function: protein binding. Gene Ontology annotation, biological process: maturation of SSU-rRNA from tricistronic rRNA transcript (SSU-rRNA, 5.8S rRNA, LSU-rRNA). NCBI's taxonomy places the organism in Eukaryota, Fungi, Chytridiomycota, Chytridiomycetes, Synchytriales, Synchytriaceae. The transcript has 7 exons.